Messenger RNA from Symbiodinium sp. CCMP2592, 459 nucleotides. NCBI's taxonomy places the organism in Eukaryota, Dinophyceae, Suessiales, Symbiodiniaceae. The record is from the annotation of a GenBank genome assembly.
AUGAGGGACGACUCUCUGGGCAAAGACUGCACUCCGAGCCAAGCAAACUUCGCGAUCUUCUGCGAUGUACGCUGCGUGCGGGAUGCUGUUGUUCGAGGGGACCGGACCAUCCUGCGAAACCUGGAAAGAGCCACAGGCAUCACCAACAGAAACAUGGAUAAGUUGGCCAAGUGGUUGGCAAACACGCAGAAGGCGGAUGUGGGCUGGCUCGGAGACAAGGUGGACCACCAAACUGAGGUAACCAAUCAGAAGCAGUUCAACGAGCUGAAGCACAUGGUAGGCGGAGAUAAAAAGCUAUAUACUCUUCUUGAACGUCCAGCAGCAGACCCACAAGAUCUAAUCAGAGCUGCAAGAUGCUGCAAGGCCUUGCGACGGGCGCCUCCUUCAGAAGGGCCGCCUCUAUGGCUGCCAGAAGUUUGCAGAAGAUGGUGCCUCCUCAAUCGAAGAUGCCAACAGUAG